AACCCGCCCUGUGAGACUCACGACACGGGGACAACCAACACCUCCACUGUCGCCUCCUCCAGCAUGAGCCAAACGCUACAGGUUUGUUCAAACCCACCGUGUGAGACUCACGAGACCGGAACCACCAACACCGCGACCACAGCAACAGCUCAACAGGGCGGAGACGUUCUUCAGGUUGACUCCACAGACCCCACCUCCUCUUCUGACCCCACCUCCUCCACAGCCAAUCGGAGCAGAGCUGUUACCAUGGUUACACAGGCAACGCCCACACCCGGACCAUCCAUACCUAUGAUCUCCUCUUUGGUGGAAGAAGACAGGGUUGAGUCCUCAGAGUCCAAAGACACUGUUGCCAUGGUAACAGGGCAGGAACCUGACCCCACAGAUAGCCAACCAGAUGCUGUCAUUCUACAGGUUCACAUGGAGAGCAGCGAGACAGCUGCACAGGUGGCGACCACAGAUCUUCCUCAGGAGCUGAUGUCAUCAGAAGGGGACGGAGGUGAGGCGGUCCCUGGGACGACAACCUUGAUGUUGGCGACAGGACUAACCCCAGAUCAGCUGACUGCUCAGCAGGCCACAAUACAGGCAGUACUGCAGGCAGCAGGACACAUAG
Messenger RNA from Paralichthys olivaceus (Japanese flounder), 610 nucleotides. NCBI's taxonomy places the organism in Eukaryota, Metazoa, Chordata, Actinopteri, Pleuronectiformes, Paralichthyidae. The record is from RefSeq and is a predicted model, not a curated record.